This is a messenger RNA of Gracilinanus agilis (Agile Gracile Mouse Opossum), 8449 nucleotides long. It is a transcript of the gene PLXND1, whose product is annotated as plexin D1. The transcript has 35 exons. Bases 1 to 5742 code for a protein of 1913 amino acids. Lineage: Eukaryota; Metazoa; Chordata; Mammalia; Didelphimorphia; Didelphidae. The record is from RefSeq and is a predicted model, not a curated record. Gene Ontology annotation, biological process: regulation of cell migration; negative regulation of cell adhesion; positive regulation of axonogenesis. Gene Ontology annotation, molecular function: semaphorin receptor activity; protein binding. Gene Ontology annotation, cellular component: semaphorin receptor complex.
AUGGCUCCUCCUGCCGCGGGGGGCGCAGCCCGUAGCCCCUGGCUCCCGGGGGUGACGACCCCCCUGCCGCCGCCGCUACUGCUGCUGCUGCUGCUGACGCCGCUGUUGGCCGGGAGCGCUGCGCUGGAGAUCCAGCGGCGAUUCCCCUCGCCCACCCCGACCAACAACUUCGCCCUGGACGGCCCCGGCGGGAAGGUGUACCUGGCGGCGGUGAACAGGCUCUACCAGCUGUCGGGUCCCAACCUGAGCCUGGAGGUGGAGGAGGCUGUGGGGCCGGUGCGGGACAACCCCCUGUGCCACGCCCCGCAGCUGCCCCAGGCCUCCUGCGAACACCCCAAGAUGUUGACCAACAACUACAACAAAAUCCUCCAGCUGGACCCGGGACAGGGCUUAGUGGUGGUCUGCGGCUCCGUCUACCAGGGCUUCUGCCAGCUGAGGCGCCUGGGCAACAUCUCGGCCGUGGCCGUGAGCUUCCCCCCGACGGCGGACGGCGCCGAGCCGGUGGCUGUCUUCCCCAGCAUGCUCAACGUAGCAGCCAACCACCCCAAUGCCUCCACGGUGGGCCUGGUGCUGGAGCCACCGUCGGGGGUCCUCGGAGGUGCCAGUGCCGGGGGAACCAGGCUGCUGGUGGGAGCCACCUACACCGGCCUCGGGAGCCAGUUCUUCCCCCCCAACCAAAGCCUGGAGGACCAUCGCUUUGAGAACACCCCUGAGAUCGCCAUCCGCUCCUUGGACACGCGUGGUGACCUGGCCAAGCUCUUCACCUUUGACCUCAACCCCUCCGACGACAACAUCCUCAAGAUCAAGCAGGGGGUCAAGGCUCAGCACAAACUGGGUUUCGUCCGCGCCUUCCUGCACCCAGGCAGCAGCAGCGGCCCAGAGGCGCCCCACCGACGGGACGGACCCCGGGCGCCCGCAAAUCCCGCCUACGCCUACCUGGCCCUAAACAGCGAGGCCAAGGCUGGAGACAAGGAGAGCCAGUCUCACAGCCUGCUGGCCCGCAUCUGCCUGGGCUGGGGACCAGCCGGGGGCCCUGGCGGGGCGGCCGCAGAGACCAAGAAGCUCACCGAAUCCUACAUCCAGCUGAAGUUGCACUGCGGCGGGCAGACGGGCGGCGAAGUCUUCAACCGUCUGGUGUCCGUGUUUCCGGCGGCGCCGGGGCCGAGCCGGCCGGAGGACCUGCUGUUCGGGGUGUUUGAGCGGGCGGCACCGGGCGGCACCGGGACCGCCACAGCACGCGCACAGUCUGCCCUCUGUGUGUUCCGCUUUAGAGACAUCGAGGGCGCGAUCCGGGCGGCACGGAACGCGUGCUUCGUGGACCCCUCGCCCGAUGUGGUCGCGGUCCUGGAGAGCGUAGUCCAGGGCACGGGGCCGGCUUGCGAGAAGAAAAGGAACAUCCAGCUCCAGCCAGAGCAGCUAGAUUGUGGUGCUGCCCAUCUCCAGCAUCCGCUGUCCAUCCUGCAGCCCCUCAAGGCCACACCAGUGUUUCGCUACCAGGGGCUAACUUCUGUGGCUGUGGCCAGUGUCAACAACUACACCGUUGUGUUCCUGGGAACAGCCAAUGGGAGGCUUCUCAAGAUCAACCUGAACAGUACGAUGGACAUGAUGAGCAGGAAGUCUAUCACGGUGGCUUAUGGGGAAGCAGUGCACCACAUCAUGCAGUUUGACCCCUCGGACCCCAGCUACCUCUACGUGAUGACGUCCCACCAGAUGGCCAGGGUGAAAGUGGCCGUGUGUGAUCAGUAUACAACCUGCACAGACUGCCUGGCAGCCGAGGAUGCCUACUGUGGCUGGUGCGCCAUGGAGACCAGGUGCUCCCUCCAGCAUGAGUGUGCCAACUCUACUCAACCCCAUUUCUGGACCAGUGCCAGUGAGGGCAUCCAGCGCUGCCCAUCCAUGACCAUCCUGCCCUCGGAGAUCAAUAUCCACAAGGCGUACUCAGGUAUGAUCAUCCAAAUCAGCGGGAACAUGCCCAGUCUGAGUGGGAUGGAGAUGGCCUGUGACUAUGGGAAUGGCAUCCACACUGUGGCCAGGGUCCCUGGCCAAGACUUCAGCCACCAGAUCGCUUUCUGCAACUUCCUUCCGAGGGACAAGUAUCCUGAAUUUCCAUCAGACCAAGACCACGUGACCGUCCAGACAGCUGUGCAGGUCAAUGGCAGAAACAUCGUCUGGGCCAAUUUCACCAUCUAUGACUGUACUCGCACGGGAAGAGUCUACCCACAUACAGCAUGCACCAGCUGUCUGUCCACCCGAUGGCCCUGUUUCUGGUGCAUUCAGCAGCAUACCUGUGUCUCCAAUGUGUCGGAGUGUGGGAACACACCAAACCUCACAGACAGCCAGGGCUGCCCCAGGAUCCUGCCUAUGCCACUAGCCCCAGUGCCCACCGGAGGCCUGCAGAACAUCCAUGUCUCUUUGGCCAACACUGACUUCUUCUCCCAGGGUUUGUCAUUGGCAUGCAACUUUGGAAGCGAUGAGAACUUUGAAGCCACCUGGGUCAACGCCUCAGAAAUUCAGUGUAGCAAUGUCGUGUCCCAGUGCAUGGGGAGAGAGGACCUGGGCCACCGAUGCAUCUGGAACGAGGGCUGCAGGCUGAAUCCGCAUCCCCAGCCAGUCCCCACCACCUGCCCUGCCCCAGAGAUCAGGAAGAUCGAGCCCCUGAGCGGCCCCCUGGAAGGAGGGACCCUUCUGACGAUCCGUGGGAAGAACCUAGGCCGCAGAUUCAGCGAAGUGGCCCACAGCACGUGGAUCGGUGGUGUGGCCUGUGAACCUCUCGAGAGCAGAUACGUCGUCUCUGAGGAGAUUGUUUGCUGGACUGGCCCGUCACCCAGCCCCUUUUCUGAUGUCAUAACUGUUAACGUGAGCAAAGAGGGGAAGUCGAGGGAACGCUAUUCCUAUGUGCUUCCAGUUGUCUAUUCCAUGGAACCAGAUAUUGGCCCAAAGGCUGGGGGCACCAGAGUGACUAUCCGAGGGAGUGACCUUGGAGUGGGAUCUGAACUCCAUGUCCUGGUCAAUGACACCAAACAGUGUUUGAAUCUCGUGCGCACCGAGAGCACCAUCACCUGUACCAUGCCAAGAGGGGAGCUGCUUGCCACUGUCCGUGUCUGCGUGCGUUUCGAGCACAAAUCUUGCAUCGGCAGCAACAUCACUUUUGACUACAUGAGGGACCCAAUCAUCACGGCCAUCAGUCCCAAAAAGAGCCCAGUCAGUGGAGGGAGGACCAUCACUGUGGAGGGCAGUCGGUUCGACAUGGUGCAGAACGUGUCCAUGAUGGUGAAUUACAUUGGCAAGGAGCAGACGCUCUGUAAAGUUCUUAAUUCCACCCUAAUCACCUGCCCCUCCCCUGGGGCCACAGCCAACAAGUCAGCACCUGUGAAUUUUUUCAUCAAUGGGCAACCAUAUGAGGAUGAGCAGGUCGCCAUGGAAGACCCUGGAGAACCUAAGAAUUUGCUUCCCAGCAGCAGGUUCAGCCUGGAGUAUCUACCUGAUCCCCAGUUCUCCACUGCCAAGAGGGAAAAAUGGAUUAAACACCAUCCAGGGGAGCCUCUCACCCUGGUCAUCCACAAAGAGCAUGACAACCUGGGUCUGGAGUGCCACGAGUAUCAAGUGAAGAUUGGCCAGACUUCCUGCGAGAUCCAGAUUGUCUCAGACAGAGUUAUUCACUGCUCGGUCAACGAGUCCCUGAGCACCUCGGAGGGACACCUGCCCAUCACGAUCCAGGUUGGGAAUUUCAACCAGACCAUCGCCACCCUGCAGCUGGGCGGGAGCGAGACAGCCAUCACCGUCUCCGUUGUCAUCUGUAGCGUCCUGCUCCUCCUGUCCAUCGUGGGGCUGUUUGUUUUUUGUACCAAGAGCCGCAGAGCUGAGCGAUACUGGCAGAAAACUUUACUGCAGAUGGAAGAAAUGGAAUCCCAGAUCCGUGAAGAAAUCCGGAAAGGCUUUGCUGAACUGCAGACAGACAUGACGGACCUGACCAAGGAGCUGAACCGAAGCCAGGGCAUCCCUUUCCUGGAAUACAAGCACUUUGUGACUCGCACUUUCUUCCCCAAGUGUUCCUCCCUCUACGAGGAGCGAUACAUACUGCCUUCUCAGCCGCUCAACUCCCAGGGGGGAGCUCAGGUCCAGGAAACUCAUCCGCUACUAUUGGGGGAGUGGAAAAUCCCCGAGAGCUGCCGGCCCAAUAUGGAGGAAGGGAUCGCCCUGUUCUCCACCUUACUCAACAACAAGCAUUUCCUCAUUGUCUUCGUCCACGCUUUGGAACAGCAAAAGGACUUUGUCGUUCGAGACAGGUGCAACCUGGCCUCCCUGCUCACCAUCGCCCUACAUGGGAAGCUGGAAUAUUACACUAGCAUCAUGAAGGACCUGCUGGUGGACCUCAUCGAUGCCUCUGCCUCCAAGAAUCCCAAGCUGAUGCUUCGCCGGACAGAGUCUGUGGUGGAGAAGAUGCUCACCAAUUGGAUGUCCAUCUGCAUGUACAGCUACCUGCGGGAGACCGUGGGGGAGCCCUUCUUCCUGCUCCUGUGUGCUAUCAAACAGCAGAUUAACAAGGGAUCCAUCGAUGCCAUCACUGGGAAGGCUCGCUACACACUCAAUGAGGAGUGGCUGCUGAGAGAGAACAUUGAAGCCAAGCCCAGAAACCUAAACGUGUCCUUCCAGGGCUGUGGCAUGGACUCUCUGAGUGUUCGGGCCAUGGACACAGACACGCUGACUCAGGUGAAGGAGAAGAUCCUGGAGGCUUUCUGCAAGAAUGUGCCCUAUUCCCAAUGGCCUAGGGUGGAGGAGGUUGACUUGGAGUGGUUCGCUUCAAGCACCCACAGUUACAUUCUACGGGACCUGGAUGACACUUCCGUGGUAGAAGAUGGCCGAAAGAAGCUCAACACUUUAGCACAUUAUGAGAUUCCUGAAGGAGCUUCACUGGCCAUGAGCCUGACAGACAAGAAGGACGCCACUCUAAGUCGAGUGAAGGAUUUGGACACUGAAAAAUAUUUUCAUUUAGUGCUUCCUACUGACGAAUUGAUUGAGAGUAAGAAGUCACACAAGCAAAGCCAUAGAAAGAAGGUUCUCCCUGAGAUCUACUUGACUAGGUUGCUUUCAACCAAGGGCACGCUGCAGAAAUUUCUGGACGACCUGUUCAAAGCCAUCCUCAGCAUCCGGGAAGACAAGCCUCCCUUGGCCAUCAAGUAUUUCUUUGAUUUCUUGGAAGAGCAGGCUGAGAAGAGAGGAAUCACAGACCCAGACACUUUGCACAUUUGGAAAACCAACAGCCUACCUCUGCGAUUCUGGGUCAACAUUCUGAAGAACCCCCAGUUUGUCUUCGACAUCGACAAGACUGAUCACAUAGAUGCCUGUCUUUCUGUCAUUGCCCAGGCCUUCAUUGAUGCCUGCUCCAUCUCUGACCUACAGUUGGGCAAGGAUUCACCAACCAAUAAGCUUCUCUAUGCCAAGGAAAUUCCCGAGUACAGGAAAAUCGUUCAGAGAUACUACAAACAGAUUCAUGAUAUGACUCCUCUCAGUGAGCAGGAAAUGAAUGCCCACCUCGCUGAAGAAUCUCGGAAAUAUCGGAAUGAGUUCAACACUAAGGUUGCCAUGGCUGAGAUUUACAAAUAUGCCAAGAGAUACCGUCCUCAGAUUAUGGCAGCAUUAGAGACGAAUGUCACCACGCGAAGGACACAGUUGCAGCACAAGUUUGAACAAGUCAUUGCACUCAUGGAGGAUAACAUCUAUGAAUGCUGCAGUGAGGCCUGAGACCUUCUCCUACAGCCGGGCUGGCCCUGCCCCUCCCCCACCCCCAGAAGUGACCUUCUGCUAUCCAGUGCACUGCUAACUCUGAGACGUCUUUUUAAAAAAAAAAGUAUAUAUAUAUAUAUAUGAAUAUAUAUAAUAUAGACAAUAAAUAUCUAUUUUAUGGUGUGCUGUAUGGUGAAGAAGAAAAAAAGAAGAAAGCAACCCAGGGACAAAACCCCAAAAUGCAGAAUAGGAUGGGCGACCCACCGAAGCCAUGUUUUGUCCUUUCUUUGAUUCAUUUUAUUUUUUAAACCACUUGCACAGCCCCAAGGCUGAAGAAAAACAGAGAUGUCUACCAGGACUUCACCGAAAAUUCUUCCCUCCACUGGGGCAAUCAGUUCCCCACAGACUCCCCCAAGGAGAGGAGCUGAUCACCCAGAAAGAGAGAAUGCUGCCCAAGCUGAGCCACAGCUGGGCCACCUCUGGCCACUGCCUCCUUACCCACGUCAGUCCUUCGUCAUCAUCUUCCUUGUGCCCCAGCGACCGCCACAUGGUCUCUUUGUCCAUUACCAUUUCUACUUGGCCCGUAGGUGGAUGGGUAGAGAGAAUAGAUGGAAUGAUGUCAUGGGCCCAACUGAAGCUAGAGAAUUGAGGGACUUAGAGGGGUAGAAAUCUGCUGCCUCUACCCUCUAAGUGUCUGCUAACUUAACUCUUUCCCCAGACUCUGGGGCGACUGGUGCCCCGCAGAGAGCUGGCCCACAGGAUGAGGAAGGAAGGAAGAAUACCCACCUCACUUCCUGAUGGGUGAACCAUCCCUGGCCUCUACCAAAUGCACAUGCACACACACACUCCGGGGCAUAUCCUUCCUGUUCCAAUGGCCUCGAGCCAGAGCAUUAUCUCAUAGAGGCAAUGCAGUCCGGUGGGGGAAAAUGAUAGAUUUGGAUUCAGAGAUCUGGGUUCAUAGUCUGGCUCUGCUGCUUCUUGCCUCUGUGACCUUGGACAAGUCAUUGGGCCUCCCUUUCCUCACGUGAAAAGUGAAGGGGAAGGGUGUUAGUAGUGACCUCUAAGGGGCCUUCCAGCUCCAAGACCUAAGAUCUUUAUGACAAGGCAAAGAAGAAUGUGUGUUUGGGGGACGAGGGCUGGGGUGUCAGGCCCCGGGAUAACAUGUAUCCGGAGAGAUACUCUACUAUAUCUUCUGGGAGAAAGGAUAACUGCCUUCCAUCCUCCAUCCCAAAAUGGUUGGGGUUUAAGUUAAGGCCCUGGCUCCAUUCAGGCCAAGAGUGAGGCAAAAGGAGAAGCCUUGGUUUUGAGGCAUCUCCCGCAUCCAAGAAAUAUUCAUGGGCCCAGAUUGGGAACGGCAGGGCUAUUUUUCCUAAUUCUCUAAGAUGGUGUGAAACGCACUACUCCCCUGCUCCCACUAUCAUCCAGCCUCCUAACUUGUGUCCAUCAGCAUUCCCGAAGGAGCACACACACAUACACACACUCCCACACUCACCCUUCCCCAAAGCCACUUGCGCCUUCCAGGGACUCAGAACUGCACAAAGGUUGACUCCAGACCAGGACAGCUGGAUGGACCAUGUGGAAGGCCAAGCAGAGGACGGGUAUCGGGGCUCUGAUUGUCCCCAUGACCAAAGGGGGACCGGCGCCAACCAACUACUACCUCAUCCAAGCUAGGCCCUGGAGGGGAGAUGCUGGCAUCGACCGCAAUGGUGCCACCAGCCUUAACAAGCAAAUGGCCAUUUUAUUUGUUCCUUGGUUCAGUGACAACAAUGAAAUCCCCAAGCGAAUGGGGAGGGGGUUGGUUUGCAGGCGUGUCACCUAGAUUUGCAGUUUCCAAGGCGCCUGCUGGGCAUUCCUACCCGGAUGGUGACAAUUUCAAAUUUCACACGGAGGGGACGGGCUGAUGGAAGCUGAGAUGGUGAGAACAUAUGGAUGAGAAGCCGCCUUCCAUGACAAGUGGGAAGCUGGGCCUGUAUAUAUUCCACCACAAACCAGUUCUCCCUUGUCUACGUGUCUGGAAUAAUGUACUGGAUGGACGGACGGACCAGGGUUCUGCAAGUAGCCAGACCCCGAGAGGAGGAGGGAACAACAGAGGGGGCCAAGAGACACCAGGGAACUAAAGAGGCGGCUCUGAGAGCACGUCUAUUGGAGGGGAGGAAUUUCCAGAUGAACCAGGGUUGUAGCUGGGCUACGCUGGACUUUCAGAAGAGGUUUCUAAAAAUAGCACCACUUUUUUUUUUUUGCUAAGUUUUUUUAUAAGAAAAAAACACACAAAUCACACACAAACUGUGAAUAGCAGCCAGAUUGCGUGAAGGAUACAGAGGCUGAUGAGAAGGAAUGAAAUGGGAAGAUGGGAAUUUUGUAGCAAAAAUGGGAGGAAACAGUGGUCCUCCCUAGCCCCCGGGACCUAGAAGUGCCUGGGAUGGGGGCGAUCUUCACUUAACACUGGAAAGGUAACACUCCUCAGAAAGCAGUGCUCCUCACAGAGGUGACAGAGGGAGGUUAUACCCCAAUUCCCACUCCCCAAUUAAAAAGCCAAAAAAGCAUUUUUAAUUACAGAUACCCCACCCCACGAACCCUCACACUGGCCCUUUCAAGGGAGGGAGACCAAGCCCCUGGUUUUUCUUUCCUUUUGUGGAAUGAUGGGCAAAGGGUAUCUAUACUGCUGUUCAAGAGGAUGGGUGGGGAGGGAGGGAGCUUUGGAAACUUCUUUGUAAUAAAAACAGGA